Molecule: messenger RNA, 4296 nt
Organism: Oldenlandia corymbosa var. corymbosa
Lineage: Eukaryota; Viridiplantae; Streptophyta; Magnoliopsida; Gentianales; Rubiaceae
Source: the annotation of a GenBank genome assembly
AUGAAUGUUACCAAUUCCGACGAGCCUCGCGUCGUCGGGAUUGCAAUCUCCGGGAAGAAUCUCCGGGGAUACAUUCCUUCGGAGCUCGGCUCGCUGGUUUAUCUCCGGCGACUUAAUCUUCACGGAAACAACUUCUACGGCUCCAUCCCUGAUCAGCUCUUCAACGCCACUUCACUCCACAGUAUGUUUCUCUACGGUAAUAAUCUCUCCGGCGUGCUUCCCCCUUCUAUUUGUAACCUUCCCCGCCUCCAAAACCUCGAUCUUUCCAAUAAUUCUUUCUCUGGGCCUCUCCCCAAAGAGCUCAAGAACUGCCGACAGCUGCAACGUUUGAUUCUUGCGGGAAAUAAAUUUUCCGGCGAGAUUCCGAUUGGCAUUUUCCCGGAAAUGGCCAACUUAGAGCAGCUUGACCUCUCGUCAAAUGAAUUUACUGGUCCAAUUCCUGAAGAUAUGGGAGAAUUGAAAUCAUUAACAGGGACAUUGAAUCUUUCCUUCAACCAUUUUAGCGGGCCAAUUCCUAAGUCCUUAGGUGAUUUACCCCUUACAGUUAGUUUUGAUCUGAAGAACAAUAAUUUAACCGGCGAAAUUCCCCAAACGGGUUCAUUUGCUAAUCAGGGUCCGACGGCAUUUUUGAAUAACCCAUUGUUGUGUGGAUUUCCAUUGCAAAAGGGGUGUAAAAAUGACUCACAAAACCCUUCAGGAACCCAGCCUUCUUUGAAGAAAGAUGAAGGGGAUGAGGAAACUAGAAAAGGGCUGAAGCCAGGGUUGAUCAUACUGAUCGCGGUGGGGGAUGCAAUUGGAGUUGCAUUAAUAGGAUUAGUGAUUGUUUAUGUGUAUUGGAAGAAGAAAGAUUCAGGAGGAAGUUGUAGUUGUACUGGGAAAGGGAAGUUUGGUGGAAAUGAGAGGAGAAAGUUGUGCCCUUUUCCUUGUAUUAGUGGAUUUCCUAGUAAUGACUCGGAAGUGGACUCUGAAAAGGGAGCGGAUAGUGGAGGAAAUGGUACUAAUGGUGGAAGUGAAGGGGAUCUUGUUGCAAUUGAUAAAGGCUUUAAUUUUGAGCUUGAUGAGCUGUUGAGGGCAUCCGCUUACGUGCUGGGAAAGAGUGGAUUGGGGAUAGUGUACAAGGUUGUGCUUGGGAAUGGCAUACCAGUAGCCGUGAGGAGACUUGGGGAAGGUGGUGAACAGAGGUACAAGGAGUUUGUGUCGGAGAUUCAGGCAAUUGGAAGGGUGAAGCAUCCCAACGUUGUGAAGUUAAGAGCUUAUUAUUGGGCUCCUGAUGAAAAGCUUCUCAUUAGUGAUUUCAUUUCCAACGGCAGCUUGGCUUCUGCUCUUCAUGGGCGGACAGGUCAGGCUUCAUCCAACUUAUCUUGGGGGACCAGACUGAAGAUUGCUAAAGGUACAGCAAGAGGCUUGGCCUAUCUCCAUGAAUGUAGCCCAAGAAAGUUUGUCCACGGAGACAUUAAGCCCUCCAACAUUCUCCUUGACAAUGAUUUUCAACCGCACAUAUCCGAUUUUGGCCUCAACCGGCUGAUCAAUAUAACUGGCAACAAUCCUUCAUCAUCUGGUGGCUUUAUUGGUGGUGCCCUUCCUUACAUAAAGUCAGCAUCACAAACUGAGAGGCCUAACAAUUAUCGCUCACCAGAAGCUCGUGUCACGGGAAGCCGACCUACCCAAAAAUGGGAUGUGUAUUCAUUUGGAGUCGUAUUGCUCGAGUUGCUGACAGGAAAAUCUCCAGAGCUCUCGUCUCCAACAUCCACAUCGACUUCUUCUGCAGAAAUUAUUCCAGACCUAGUGAGAUGGGUUCGGAAGGGAUUUGAGGAGGAAAACCCACUAUCGGACAUGGUAGAUCCCAUGUUGCUUAAAGAAAUACAUGCUAAGAAGGAAGUACUCGCCGUGUUUCAUGUUGCACUUGCCUGUACUGAAGCAGACCCUGAACUUCGACCAAGAAUGAAAACCGUCUCAGAGAAUCUUGACAAGGUUGGAUCGUGAAAAAAAGAAGGAAAAAACACAGAAAUCAUAGCCGCAACCAAAGAGAUGUCGUGUUCUGCAUGUUCUUCACACAAUUCUGGGAAACUGAUCUGAUGAAGCUUUGGCUAUUUCUCUUGCUACCUCAUCAAAAUUUUGUAUGUUUAUCUCCCCAUCAGUAUUUCCGUUACUUUAGCUUAUGUGAUCCCUGGGAAAUUCUUGACAUUUUUUUUUUUUUUUCUGUUUCUCUUACAAAAGGGUACAUAAAUUCCCGGGUGUUGGCUCAACAUUGGUUCGUAUUAGUAUUUUUUGAUGCUUACCGUAGUUCUUGUAGAUGAUUCAAUUGUUGUACUUUUCUUGGUUGUAUUAUAUACAUCCGAUAAGAAAGAAUUAGUUAGCUUGGAUAUUCCUUACAUCUGAUAUUGUCUUGUUUCCUCAGCAUUUGCCCUAAUAAAAAUGUACAAUUUCAUAUCAUGCUCAUCAUUUUUGUUUAUAACAUUCACACGCAAGACAUUUAUGAUUGCUUAUAUUACAACAAGAUUCUGUAUGAGUGUGGUCCAUGAAAAAUUAUUCUGAACAGAAACCAUUAUUCAAACAAACUCAUUACAACAAUGCAAGGAUAAUGCAAGUUAGAGGUUCAUUAAGGUAGCUAGCCUCUCACAGUGUUGGCAACAUCGAUGACGAACCUGAACUUGACAUCUCCCUUUGCAAGUCUAUCCAUUGCAGUAUUUACAUAUCCCACCGGAACAACCUCAACAUCAGCUGUUAUGUUAUGUUCUGCAGCAAAAUCAAUCAUUUCUUGCGUCUCCUUGAUGCCACCGAUAGCGCUUCCAGCAACCGCCUUUCUCCCGUUAAACAAUGGAAACACAGGAAGUGGCAGAGGCUGUUGAGGCAAACCAACAGUAACAAUCACACAAUGGAACUUCAACAAACCAAUUAGAGUUCCCAGAUCAUGAACUCCGGCACAAGUGUCAAUGAUCCCGUCCAUCGUGUUUGCACUGGCUCGCAUCUGAUCUUUGUCGUGGCUAAUGAGAAAGGCGUCUGCGCCAAGACCCUGAAUUGCAUUAUCCUUCUUGCCAGGACUGGUGCUGAUCACAGUUACUUUGGCAGCACCAAAUGCCUUAGCAAACUUCACAGCCAAAUGGCCUAAUCCACCUAACCCGACCACGCCAAUGUGCAAUCCAGGCCUAUCUAGUCCAUAAUACUUCAUUGCACUAUAAGUUGUAAUCCCUGCACAAAGUAAAGGAGCUCCUCUAUCCAAAGGCAGGUUUUCUGGCCAGCGAAUCGCGUAAUUUUCAUUGACAACCAUGAUGUCAGAAUACCCUCCAUAGUUUGGUGUUCCAUCAUAGUAGGUAGAGUUAUAAGUUGCUACCAUCUUGGGACAGUAGUUCUCAAGAUUAUUCUUGCAAUCUUCACAUGAAUGACAUGAACCAAUUAUGCAGCCUACUCCAACUUUAUCUCCAACCUUGAAUUUCUUCACUUUUUUGCCUACCUGUUUGACUACACCGACAACUUCAUGCCCCGGAACCAUAGGGUAAUUCGAUCCGCCCCAGUCAUUUUUGAUGCUGUGAAGAUCAGAGUGACAAAUCCCACAAUACAGCACCUUGAAUAUCACAUCAUUCUCUCCAGGUGACCUCCUGGAAAACUGGAACGGAGAUAGCACACCAGAUUCAUCCCUGGCUGCCCAUCCUAUGGCCUUUACUGGGUGUUGUUUUGCUGUAGCAACCUCUCUGGGGUUAUUGCUGGAGGCAAUUCUUCUAAAAGACCCAAAUCUUCUCACAAACGCUCUCCAUAUGCCUUUCAAAAUGUUGAUCAGUUUUCCAAUGAAAUCCAUUCCUACAUCAGGAAACAAUGAUGGGGUUACAACUUGGGAAAAAUUGAAUUAAAAAAAAAAAAAAAAGAUCAAAUCUUCCGUAGCAAGAAUAACAAAUUAAUAUGCAUUGGACUAAUCUGAAUGAAGCUUUAACAUGUCAUCAACCUUGUAAUAAGCUGUACAAAAAAUAGCAUUAUAAAGUAAACAAACACAGAAUACAAUGACGUUUAGAAGGAGAUAUAAUGGAAAUGCUAACAGAAUGAAUGCUCUAUAGUUGAGGACCUUAUAAUCAAGACGAAUUGACUAUGGACAAUUCCUGCUUUCUUUACCUGAAGUUUUUGGUUGAGUUAGAUGUGUUAAUGCACACAAGGGAUUGAUUUGAUGCCUAGGCAAUGUAUGGUGAUAGGCUAGGGGACUAAACAAGAGAUUGAUUUCACUGUUACUAGAGUAGCUGACAAGAAAAACACCAGAUACUAACUAUAUCUCGGUACUAAUUUGCUUAUAUUCUUCCUUGAACAACUGAG